Molecule: messenger RNA, 237 nt
Organism: Prorocentrum cordatum
Lineage: Eukaryota; Dinophyceae; Prorocentrales; Prorocentraceae
Source: the annotation of a GenBank genome assembly
GGACGGCGGCCCGGACGGCGACAGCAGCGCCCCGGGCACGCCGCCGCGGGGCCCGCUGCGCGCGGCGCUGCAGCAGCUGCGCGGCGUGGCCGACGACCUGGUGCCGCCUGCGGCGCGCAGGCGGUCCACGACGCCGGGCAGCGGCGAGGCGGGCGGGCGGCAGGGCGGGGACGCCGCGGCGGGCUCGCCGUCGCGGGGCAGAGCCGAGGCGGACGAGAGGACGCCGCCGCCGCCGCC